AAAGGGGAAGGCAGAGAGGAAGCAAAAAUGUAUAAAAAUUGUGCUGCAGAGGCGAGCGCUGGAAGGGCUGGGCGGGAUUUUUGUGGUUCGCACCAGCAGGGAACCAGGCUGGGCUGGGCUGGGCUGGGCUGGGCUGGGCUGGGCUGGGCUGGGCUGGGCUGGGCUGGGCUCUGCGGGCAGCUAGGCAGAGCGCCCAGCCGGGGACUCUGGGCUCAGCACAGCUCCAGGCGGACUUAGGCAGAAGCAGAGCGGUGACGGGCCUUCAACACAACGGCCCGUCCAGGCAGGAGAAGCCCAUUGAACUUUGGCAGAGACAAAACAAAGCGAGCUGAUUGGACGCGGGAAUGUUGUUUGCGCACACUCGUUGAGUGAUUUCGACCAAUCAAAUGGCCUCAAAGGACCUGCCUGUAUCCACUGGUUUUUUGUUGGCUACUUCUGACCUCAAAUGAUUACACGGUUUGUAACGUAUGGACGGCACUGUCCUGAUAAUUGGUGCUAAUUAGGGCUACAAGGCCACACGAGACGAGAGAACGGGCCUGUGCAUGUGGAUUGAUGCCGGUAACUCAACUCUGACACCUUGUUGGUUGUCGGUGAUUCAACUCUGACACCUUGUUGGUUGUCGGGGAACCAAUUUUAAAUUCUUGUACCUUGAUGGUUAUGUACGGUAUCUUUUUUUU
Molecule: messenger RNA, 677 nt
Organism: Williopsis jadinii
Lineage: Eukaryota; Fungi; Ascomycota; Saccharomycetes; Phaffomycetales; Wickerhamomycetaceae
Exons: 3
Coding region: 28-237 (69 amino acids)
Source: RefSeq, a predicted model, not a curated record